Messenger RNA from Gymnodraco acuticeps, 2698 nucleotides. RefSeq names its product tumor protein D52 (gene tpd52). The record is from RefSeq and is a predicted model, not a curated record. Gene Ontology annotation, cellular component: cytoplasm. Gene Ontology annotation, biological process: B cell differentiation. The transcript is spliced from 7 exons. Bases 117 to 725 code for a protein of 202 amino acids. Lineage: Eukaryota; Metazoa; Chordata; Actinopteri; Perciformes; Bathydraconidae.
CUCACGGCGAGCUGCCUGGCAACAUGAGAGAGAGAGCAGGAAGGUCUGCAGCCGUUAAGUGAAGAACCUGCUCACUCUGGACUCCAAAACUACCAGAAACCACUCCCAGCCGUACAAUGGAGGAUGCAGAGACAGGUUCCCAGCUACAUCCAGUCUCAGUCCCUGAGGUGGGAGAAGAUGCAGUGACGUCUGUCAGCCCCUCUCCUCCUCCCCCAGGCAUGACAGAAGAGGAGCAGCAGGAGCUACAAGAAGAGUUGGCCAAGGUUGAAGAUGAGAUCCAGACUCUGUCCCAGGUGCUGGCAGCUAAGGAGAAGCAGCUGGCGGACAUUAAGAGGCAGCUGGGCAUCACACCUCUCAACGAGCUGAAACAGAACUUCACCAAAACCUGGCAGGAUGUCACCACCUCCAUCGUCUAUAAGAGGACCUCUGAAACUCUGUCCCAGGCGGGUCUGAAGGCCACGGCGGCGUUCUCCAACAUGGGCUCAGCCAUCACCCGGAAGCUGGAGGAUGUCAGUAUGCGCUCAUUGCAACACUCGGCUAGUAUGCCUGUCAUGAGGAAUGCAGCACCAACCUUAAAGUCCUUUGAGGAGAAAGUGGAGACUUUGAAGGCUACGAUCAGUCCCCCAGCCUCCUCCAGUAGCCAAGGCGAACAGGCGGGCCCCUCCAAUGAGACUUUGUCCGGUGUGCCUGAAGGCUCGCCCCCCCAGGAGACUCCAAUGAACUGAGACCUGCCUGACCUCCCAGCCGCCCCUCCUCACUUGACCCCAUCACCCCUGGACCGCCAACACUCGCCCCCUAAACCCUUUGUGUGCCAGUCUCCCUUUUAUUGGAAACAAGUGACUUACCACAGCCUGUGAUCUAAUUGUCUGGUCUCUUUGUUUGACACGUGCGCUCUCUUGUUAUCUUGUGUGGAAACUGAAAGCAUGGGAUGGGUGCAGGCAUGGGUUCUCGUGUCGACCAGACGUAUUUGAGUCUACUCUGGCUCGCUGUGGGAGAAAUACUCCCUGCUGUAGGACCUCUCCUUUUCUCCCUAUUUAUCUGCCUUUGUCUUACCAGCAACACUCAGAUGCCAAACAUGUUUGUUUUUCUUUGUCAAAUUAACACUGUUUAACAUGUUUUUGAGUGUAACAAAACAAAACAAAUAUAGAAAUAUUACAACAUUGACAAGAGAAAGAUUUAUACCAAAAAAUACAUUAUUAUAAGCACUUGUUUUGUCUAACUCCAUUUUGUGGCUGUUUUUGGUUUACCAUGGGUUACCAUUUUGGGGCCUAGAUCAUUUCCGUUUUCUUUGUUAAAAUUAGGACAACGCACAGUCCUAAAUUAGUCUAACACUAGUGUCAUAUAGGUACCUUUUGUAUACUUUACCCCACAGUACUGAGCCAACAAUACUGUGUGUCACAACUGCAGCCACCAACUACAAAGCUGGUAUUUCAAAACACACUUCAGAAUAAAAACCUUUCCUUUUUCCAUUGUUAAGAGUCAGUCAGAAAAUGGGCUCCACGCUCAUAUAGUUACAGGAAAACAGCAGCAGAGCAAACACAGUCGAGGUUCAGCCUUGACCCAAGGUGAGAGUGAAAUAAAUGUGUCUCUUUCAGAGCCAGAGUCAAUAUUUAAACACUAGUCCAUUGUUUCUGCCUGGGAGGCAACACCUAGUCUCUCCCCUUUCUGUCGAUAAGCAAGGCAGAGACUCCCGUGGCAGUUUUAGUGUUUACUUUUAUAGAAGUAUUGAACUAAAUUUCCCUUAGUGUUCAAGUUUGACAUUGUUAUUUUAGCCAUGGUAGCAGAAUGGCUCUAUAAAUGGUAGCAGGCUGUUUGGUUAGUCCAACACUGAAAUAUCUUAAUGAUUGGAGGAAUGUCAUAAAAUCUUUUACUAAGUCAUUCAUUCCCUUUUGGGGAUCCCUUAACUUUUAGUUCUUGCACCAUCACUAUGUCUUAAUUUCUCCAAUCCUUUGGUUCAUUAAAACUAUACAGGAUUAAAAACAGUAUUAAAAAAAAAAAAGCUGCUUUCAAACAGACCAAAACACCUUUUCUAAGUGUUUCAAUAUGGUUAUAUCAGCAGUAGCCUUAAUCACAUAACACUUUUCUUGAGUUGGCUUUAAAUCUCAUGCUGCUUUAGAUGAUUAAAUAUUAUAAUCUAUUUCACUAAAUAGUUACACUCAAAAUAGUUUUUUAAUAUGCACAAGGCUUUUGAUGAAGGUAAGCCAAGGUUUCCUCUGAUAUACAGAUUGAGGACACAAACAUUUCUAACACUUCUCCUGUUACGAUGGGCAGGACCAGCCUGGUACAAAUCUUCCCCUGCUGGUGUUCAAUCGCAAAACAUGAAUGUGAAUCAACUCUCCCAUUUAAUCAUUAGUGUAGCAGUUGGCAUAAGAAACUAGAUCAGUGUCCCAGGAAAACGCCAAAUACGGGCUUUCUGCUGUUAAGAUCUUGUUUUCGCCAACCAUCACAAAAAUGUGUUUGCUAUUCUGAGUUGACAGUCAUGGAUUUUUAACAGUACAGUAUCUCCUAUCCUCAUGUAACAUCACGUUCUAGCCAUGACCUGGUUCCCUGAGAGAUUUAGUUACAGCCUUGUAUCUUAGGCAUGAGGGUUUUAUUUGCAUUUAGUCAUGCAAACAGUGACACACACGAUUUGUUUGUUCUUUAAUUGGAACCAUGGAGUGAAAACAUGCACUCUAAUUAAAAAAUACCUCUGAAGAAA